This is a messenger RNA of Adineta steineri, 1566 nucleotides long. The record is from the annotation of a GenBank genome assembly. NCBI's taxonomy places the organism in Eukaryota, Metazoa, Rotifera, Eurotatoria, Adinetida, Adinetidae.
AUGAUAACUGAAACUCGACAAAGUCGUACACGUCUCCUUCAGUAUUAUGAAUGUCGAACUCGUCCUCCUCGUCGUCGACGUCAUCAUACAUUGGAUAAUGCAACAUUAGAUAAAUUCAAUUUUAUCUGUAUACCACUACAUCUCGACGAGGGAUCAGGUCAAUCGUUAUCAUCAUCACAACAACAAUCUAAUGUAACUGUUACAUCUUCGAGAGAUAUUUUAUUAACAAAACCAACAGAAUUAUCAUCUCCGACACGUCGUGUUCGUUUUAAAUUUGAUAACCAUGAUAAAAAUAUAGAUAAUCAUAUUUACUCAUCCGAUAAUGAUCAAUUAUCAAAGAAACAUUCAGUUCAUCGUGUUGAAUUUCAAAUUCCUAUUCAUCGAGAUAUUAACCCAUGGUUAAAUGUUGAUUGUUUAUCUACACCAGCUAAAACACGUUCAAUAACAUCACAAAAAAUUGAUAUAAACUAUACGAAGAAGAAUACUACAUAUCCAUACAAUAUGACAUCAUACAUUGAUUCUGCAAUACCACCAACUGACGAUUCUGACAAGACUCGAACACAAUGGUAUAAAGAAAUGUAUUGUCAGAUUCAUAAAUCACCAGAACAUAAGAAAGACGAACAACCAAAUCCAUAUAAACCAACAUAUACAUUUCCGGAACAAUUUAACGGUGAUUUUGACCAUUUGGAAGAUUAUAUACGUAAAACAGCCUCAACUAAAGUUGAUAAUAAUAUUUCUUCGUCACCUGUACGAACAUCAACUGCAAAUAUGAAUGAUCAUCAAACGAUUUCAAAACGAAAUCAAGAAAAAACAAUACGUUUUAAUGAUCAUGUCACAACUUCAAUUAUUCCUUCACCACCAGUAGCAGAACGAACUAAAUCAACUAUUGAUACUCCGGCAUUGCCUAUAACGACUAAUUCAAGAUCAAACACGAACCAUCCUAUUCAAACAUCACCACCGCCGCCACCUCUACCACCUUCAACAACAACAACAUCAUCAUCAUCGUCAUCAACAGAUGAUGAACAAAAAUUAAUCUAUAAACGAGUGUUACGUGGUGGAGAUAUACCAUCAGCCGGUUUACAAAGGCAUAUCAUUAACAAUCGAGUCGCAUCUUCAUCCAUACAGCGUCCUUUAAAUCUUACUAAUCAUUUACAAUCAUCACCAAAACUAUUUGCUUAUUAUUCCGUACAUUGGGAACAAAAUCAAACAAAUCAGUUGCAUGAUCUAAUUGAUCAUGAUGUACAUUUUGAAAUCAAUUCAUGUUUAUAUUUUCAAAAUAAAAAUGAUGUUAAUAAUAUCGAUAAUAAUGAUGAUGAUGAUGAUGACGAUGAAUGGGAACAAAUACAUGAAGAUGGUUGUGGAUAUGUCAUAACUUAUCCUCCUCAUAUACAUCCAACAGAUAAUUUACAAAUAUAUAAUUUUGAUCGUAAAAAAAAAUUUCUCUUAACAUCGAAUGAUGUUUAUUUAAACAGUAAGAAAAGUUAUACUAUUUAUUCGAUUAAAAUUAUUACAUUAGAAACGAAUGUAAUAAUAAAUAACAUUCGGGAACAAAAAAAAAAAGGAUGA